AUUCGCAGGACACAAUGCUCACUCCAGAGUUGUUUCUACUCUAUGGAUGCAAAUAAGUAUCAAAUCAAAGAUAUUAUUAAUUUCUUGCUGUUUGUUGUGAUUGUGAUGACUAAAGUUAGUUGGUAGCGAUAAGCGUGUCGAAAAAAUGUGGAAGGAAAUAAAAUCAGGACAGAAUGUGUUAGUGUUGUGGGGAAAAUCAUCGGCGGGAGGAACUCUGGAAGAUGUAGUGAAAGAAGUGAGGAAUGUUACGGGAGCAAACGGGAACGUAGCCGUGGAAAAUGCGGAACGUUUAACAAUGGCUGCUUAUCCAACAUCAUCGUUUGAUGCAGUGUUAUCAGGAGUUACAUUCCCUCAGACAGUGAGGCACAGGCUUCAAAUCUUAGAAGAGAUUAUCCGCAUUAUGAAACCACAGGGCAUCCUAAUCUUGCAAGAACCUGUAAACAUUGGCAAGCAAUCGGAAGUUCUAAUAAGCAAAGAAAAACUGCGCAGUGAACUGAAAAUUGCUGGCUUAAAAAACGUGUCAGAUUUCAGGACUGUUGAACUCACCAAUGAUGAAAAGCAAUUAAUCAAGGAUCUUUUACAUGAGAAUGAUGAUGAUUUCUGCAUUGUAGAAGUUCAGUGUUAUAAACCGGAUUUUGAGGUAGGGUCUUCUGUAAAAUUAUCAUUUGGUGGCAGUUCGAAAAUAUCUGCUGAGAAUGAUAUCAAACCACCUGUGGAUGUAGCUGCAGUCUGGAAACUUGAUGAUACAGUUGAUGACAGUGUAGAGACAAUUGAUGCUGACCAGUUGCUAGCUGAAGAGGAUCUCCAGAAACCUGAUCCUAGCAAAUUAAGGGUAUGUGGGACUACUGGCAAAAGGAAAGCUUGUAAGAAUUGUUCAUGUGGUCUAGCAGAAGAACUUGCUGCUGAAAGUACAACAAAAGCUGCAACUGCCCCAAAAACAUCAUCCUGUGGAAAUUGUUAUCUUGGAGAUGCUUUUCGCUGUGCCUCAUGUCCUUACCUUGGGAUGCCUGCUUUCAAACCUGGAGAGAAGAUUCAACUAUCUGAUUUUCAGUUAAAAGCUGAUGUAUGAAAUUAUUAUGAAUUAUGUCAAGGUCACACCAAACAAAAUUUGUGAUAAUAUUUAUUUGGGUAAUAUAGCAGUAUUUUGCUUAUAAUUUUACAUUGAUUGUAUUAAUUGUCUACUGCUACAGAUAACAGGGUAGAAAUGCAAUUAAGGUAUUAGAAAACAACUCUUCUUCAUUGAAUGAAGUUGCACAGUAAAUAUGAAGAGUAUUUAUUGAUAUGUGAACAGAACAGAAAAUUAUGAUUCACGUAGAACUUACUGAUCACUGUACUUGUUGUCAUCUUAUGGCGUAUUGCUACAAUAAAGCCAACCAUAUCAAGA
Molecule: messenger RNA, 1384 nt
Organism: Schistocerca gregaria
Lineage: Eukaryota; Metazoa; Arthropoda; Insecta; Orthoptera; Acrididae
Gene: CIAPIN1
Product: anamorsin homolog
Exons: 5
Coding region: 146-1069 (307 amino acids)
Biological process (GO): iron-sulfur cluster assembly
Cellular component (GO): cytoplasm
Molecular function (GO): iron-sulfur cluster binding
Source: RefSeq, a predicted model, not a curated record